Pieris brassicae (large cabbage white) is the source of this 3365-nucleotide messenger RNA. RefSeq names its product protein Son-like (gene Son). Gene Ontology annotation, biological process: regulation of cell cycle; regulation of mRNA splicing, via spliceosome. Lineage: Eukaryota; Metazoa; Arthropoda; Insecta; Lepidoptera; Pieridae. Bases 129 to 2585 code for a protein of 818 amino acids. The transcript is spliced from 14 exons. The record is from RefSeq and is a predicted model, not a curated record. Gene Ontology annotation, molecular function: RNA binding.
AGCUGAUCACAUUGUGGUCUAGUAUAUAAUAUACGUUUUUAACUUUAGUUAUAUUGGCGUAAAUAAAGUUGAUACUUAUAAUGUGUGAAUUGUGAUGUUGUCUUGUUUUUUUGUGUGAAAUUUUAACCAUGACGUCAUUAAUAGACAAAAUUGAGCAAUUAAUUAAAAGGGAAAAAACAACACCUGAUCGCAAAAAAGAUGACACCAAAAAAUCUUCGAAUGAAAUACUCUCCGAACUAUUUAGUGCUUUUAAUGCAGACCCACCGAAGUUAGAAAAUAUAACGUCUAAGAAAUCAAAGAAAAGCAAGAAGAAACACAAGAAAGAAAAGAAAAAACGCAGCCGAAGUUCUAGCAGUAGUGAUUCCGAUGGUGAUUAUUCUCGCAAACAUAAAAAGCGGAAAAAGAGUAAAUCAAAAAAGAGCAGAGCAGGUCGCACCCCACCAGUUCAUCGAAUUAAGGAGCCAGUUAAGGUUAAGUCUGAAAGUGAUACAAAAAUAAAAUCUGAACCCAUUGUUAAACGAGAACCUCAAAUUAAAGAAGAGUAUAGAAUAAAGCGCGAAGAACGGACUAAAGUUAUAAAAAAAAGUGCGAGUUUUGAGCGUAGCUUAUCACCACCACUUCCAGCACUUGAUGCUAGCCUUAUUCCGAUGCCAGAAUCUCCAAAAGAUGAAAAACUUGAUGCUAGCGAUCUGCGUUAUAAGCUUGAGAAAAAAAGUGAUUCGGAAAAUGACAAAGCCAAAGGUAAGAUUCAAAUAAAGAAUUUGAAAUUUAGUGCUGUCUUUGAAGAGACGGUUAAGAAAGCUGAAGAAGAGGCGAGGAAAAAAGCUGAAAAAGUAGAGGAUGGAGAGUACACAGAUACGUCCAGUAGCUCAGGGAAAGAUGAAGACUCUAAUUCACAAUUCCCUAAGUCAUCAGACCCAGGUGGAAUAUUAAAAAAAGCAGCAGAGGAUAUAAAACUCCCUGAUGCAGAUGAAAAGUCAUCAAAGAAAAGUAAAAGUGACAGCUCACAUAAGUCAUCUAAACGAGACAGGAGUAAAUCCAAAGGAAGGUCCGAAAGUAAGAAACGCUCACGGUCUCGUUCACCAUCUCGCCGGCAUAGACAUAGAUCAAGCUCAAGAUCUAGACGGAGAAGCCACUCGAAGAGUUCCAGGAGACGAAGAUCUGAAUCUAAGUCUAGAUGGAAGACCAGGUCGAGAAGCAGACAUAGGUCAACAUCAAGAAGUCGGCACUAUCCGAGACAUCCAUCCCCUCGGCAUAGAAGUAGUAGAAGCGGUGUGAAGUUAGCGGACAGUGAGAAGAAACGCCUGCUGGAAGUGGCAAGGCGUAAUGCCAUCAAUAUGCUGAAGAAUGGUGCAGUCCCAGCUGGGGCAGCGGUUCUACCGCCACACACAAGAAAUCAGGUCAUGGCUGCUAUACAGUCUGGAGGGAAAUCGGUGGACGAAUUAACGGAUUUCUGCAAGCAUCUAUCGAAAAAGGAGGCUCUUGGUGAAUUAUCGUCUGUGUCGUCCAACGAGGGCGACAGUGACAACGAGGAUACUAUUGCAUUCCACCAUCCAUUCCUUGUUAAGGAGAAAGCGCCCAUUGUUAUGAAUAUAAGGGGUGGGGCGCCACUCCCAUUGAAGUCGAGUACAUUGCCAAUAGCCAAUAAGGACGAGCUAAGGCUUCAGUUUCCGGUCUCUUCCGGAAGUCAGCAUCGGGAAAAAGCCUCUGAAUGGGUUCCUGUUUCGCCUAAAAAGGAUAAUAUGCAAAUUGCGAAGCUGAAUUCUAAACCGGAAAAACUUCAAUUGGGUUUCGAUGCUAUUAACAAUAAAAACGAACCACUGGCUUUACCGGCUCCAUCGACAACACCUCCAGCCUAUAUGAAGAGUUUUACUACUGGGAGUCAUUUGACCUCAGUUCCGGCUUUGAUGCCUCCCGGACCUCAAGUAAUGCCCACAGAUCAUCCAGCUGUGGACAUGGCCGCUAUCGUUACUCAAAAGCUGUCAUUGCUUCGCAAGGAACAAGAGGAAAUUGAAUUAACUGCAACUAGUGGUUUCGGUUGGUCAGCUAGUUCUCUCGGUCAGUUUACGGGGUCGACAGGAGCAAACAUACUCACGCCGAGGGAACUCGCUUCGGGGAGUCAGGCUUGGGCUAAGAAGGACCAACUCGUUCGAGCUGCCCCGGUUGAGGGGGGUAUGGGGAUGCACCUUCUCCAGAAGAUGGGUUGGACGCCCGGCAAAGGCCUGGGUAAGGAGGAAUCUGGGACGUUGCAGCCUCUUUUACUUGAGGUCAAGUUGGAUACAAGAGGUUUACAGGCUAAAGAAGAGAUGAAACAAAGUAGGAUGGGUAGACGAGGCCCGGCGCCCCUAAUAGCGGGUGGAAAGCACCCGGUCUCUUUGCUCGGAGAAUAUUGUUCCAAGCACAAGUUGGGGCCGCCGGAAUACAACCUCUGCUUUGAAUGUGGUCCGGAUCAUAAGAAAAACUUCCUUUUUAGGGUAAAAGUAGCUGGGGUGGAAUAUCAACCAGCUAUUGCGAGUGCGAAUAAGAAACAAGCGAAAGCCGAUGCGGCCCAACUCGCUUUACAAAAACUUGGUAUCGUUACGUAACAAUAUAUAAUUUUUAUAUGUGUUAUCUUACUGGACUGAUUUCAAUGAAAUUUGUAGCGGUUAAAAACCUAUUUAGUACAAAUUGGUGCAACAGUAAUUCUUAUAUAUUAAGCACCGCUUGUGUCAAUUAAAAGUGACAUUUGAUAUUUGUACAUAGGCGGUUUUCACGAAAAUUAUUAAAAGCGUUUUUUCUAGGCUACGUAUAUCGCAAUAAAUAUCCGUUUGACGUAAGGGGCUUUGACUUACCUUAGAAGUCUGUCGGGUUAAGAUAUGGUCCAAGAGAACAAUGCUAAAGUUGUUGUGGAUUUGAGAUUUUAUUUUAGACACCCGUUUGCACUUAGAAUAUGCCUUAGACAUACCCGACUUCACACAUUUAGUUUUUAGCCAGAACAUGUGCCAACUAACUUAUCGUAAUUUCAUAUUAUUUUUAGGCAAUAUGUACAAUAUUUUUUUCUUAUAUUUCUUGCCAUAAUCGUUCAUCUCUUCACGCCACAGAGGGCUUACCAUGACGUGUUAGCGCCGAUCCAUUAGUUUUUCAUUAUCAUAUAUAAUAAUGGUCACGUGACUACUACUAAAACCUCGUUCUGGGCGUGUCCUAUUAAAAAAUAAUUACUUGUUUUAAUAUAUCAACGAUAAUAUCGUAUGACAUCCAUUCUAGGCCAGAGACAACAUAACCGGUUAGCAGAUGGCCAGUUGCAGGUCAGCGGGAUUCACUUGGCAGAUAUUGACAGUCAUGGUGGGCCCCGAAGUUUAUUAAAAAGUUGUUGAUACUUAAAGAUA